AUGCAAGCUGCCAAGGGCAAAGAAGCCAUCAACAGUCCGACCCCGCUGCCUGCUUCACAGGAAGGAAGUCAUGCCAGGUACCGCAAACGAGCCACUUACUCAACGCUGGAGAGGUCACAGGCUCUAGAGAAGAACCUACCACGGCCAGUUUCCUACACCAGGAAUCCAAGCUCAGACACACCAUCUAAUCUGCGGCUCGCUCUCCAGCCCCAGCAGCCGCUUCGAAACCGAAAGCAAAGAAGAAGCGGGAUCCGGCAGUGUCCCUACACGGGGUCGGCCAGGUCUUCCCCAUCACCGCCCCAUCACCCGCGCCCCCGCGCUCGGCGCUGCCCGCCCCGCUCAGGCACCUCUCUCCGCGGCGGAAAGGCCUCUCUGCGGACAUCGCGGGCACCUACCGGUGCGGGGCCGGGGACGAGGGUAGGGCAAGGCAGGGCAGGGCCGGGCGACCGUCUGCCCGACGCAGGUGCGGCCAGGAGCGCGGUCUCUCGGGCUGGCUCCCGCUCCUCCUCCCGCGCCGGGACUCGGGGCGCUCUCCAGCGCCGCCUGCUCCCCGCCCCCACGCCCGGCGCUCGGGCUCCCCCCGCGCCGGGUGACCCGCCAAGCCUCCCCCACGCCGCCCGCCCGCCCGCCCUCCCGCGACUAUUCCCGCAUCGAGUGUCCGCGGCCGCCGGGGCGGCGCGGGGGCCCGGGGAGCUGCAGCGGCUGCUGCCCCAAGGAACCCAGCCCCAGGCGGCGACGGCGGCACUCACCCAUAGCGCUCUGCCCCCGGCCCUGUUUAACUCCUUCCGCGCCCGAGUGUCCGCCCGGCCCGCUGCCCCCGCCGACCCAGCCGCCUCCCGCCACCCAUCCUCAGCCUCCAGUCCGCCCUGCCAGGACUCCCCCACCUCGCAGCCCAGGUGGCUAGCCACUCGCUGGGACCUCCUUCCCGGGGCAGGAUCCGGUCUUGUGAGCAUCCCGCGAGGGUCCCAGCUGUUUUGGGGAGUGGGUGGGUGGCGGCCCGCAGCCCUCGCGGCCGCCCCGGCCGCGCCCCGCGGUGGGAGGCUGCGGCUGCUGAGGUCAUUUCCUGUGCCUGGCCGCGAGCUGCCCGCCGAGCGCGGUGCGGACAGAGCGGGCGCGGCGCUGCAGCCGGCGCCGGGGCCGGGCUUUGUGCGGAGCUCCCGGGGACCUUCCUUUGGUCCCACCUCGGGCCGCCACGCCCACCGCGACCCCUGCUGCCGGGGAGCGGAGACCCGGCGGCCUCCGGGGACCCGGCUGGAGCCGCUGCGGGGGCAGAGGCGCGCGUGGUGGCCGGGGUCGCGGCGGGACUCCCGGCAGCUCACUCAGGUGAGCGGCCCCGGGGAUCGGGGCGGGCCGGGAGGGCCGGAGGGGGUGUGUGCCGCCCGGAGUGGGCGUUCGGCCCCGGGGCGGACUGGGCUGACUCCUCGCGGCGGGGAGGGCGACUCCGGAGCAGGUGCCUCCCUACCUGGGAGCGGCGGGACAGGCGCAGGCCACCCGGAGCUCCUGGACACCCGCACUGGGAGGCGGUGA
This is a messenger RNA of Peromyscus leucopus (white-footed mouse), 1527 nucleotides long. RefSeq names its product translation initiation factor IF-2-like. NCBI's taxonomy places the organism in Eukaryota, Metazoa, Chordata, Mammalia, Rodentia, Cricetidae. The record is from RefSeq and is a predicted model, not a curated record. The transcript has 5 exons. Bases 1 to 1527 code for a protein of 508 amino acids.